Messenger RNA from Pungitius pungitius (ninespine stickleback), 1657 nucleotides. It is a transcript of the gene bcl2l10, whose product is annotated as BCL2 like 10. Gene Ontology annotation, molecular function: protein heterodimerization activity; protein homodimerization activity. Gene Ontology annotation, cellular component: mitochondrial outer membrane. Gene Ontology annotation, biological process: intrinsic apoptotic signaling pathway in response to DNA damage; regulation of apoptotic process; extrinsic apoptotic signaling pathway in absence of ligand. The transcript has 3 exons. Lineage: Eukaryota; Metazoa; Chordata; Actinopteri; Perciformes; Gasterosteidae. The coding region runs from base 273 to 851 and encodes 192 amino acids. The record is from RefSeq and is a predicted model, not a curated record.
CAGCCGUUGCGUAGCCGUCACGUCGCGGUGGUAUUAAUAUCGUUUGGAUUGAGUCUCGUUUACGGAACUCUGCGUUAGCAUCUUCCGGGCUAACGGUCGCACGGGCUCGCGGCUGUUAGCUGCCUGACGUUAGCUAAUGUUCACGUAUCUUUUGUGACCUUUACCUUUUUACGAAUGGUUGAUGUAUAACGUUAUAUCGCUAUUUUUAACAGUUUGUCCUUUUUAUAAAACAUUUUUUACGGGACUGGUGGUUUGUGGUAACCUUGCUGAAAAUGUCGUGCGGGCUGUGGAAAGAGACCUUGGCCCUGGCAGAGGACUACCUGUACCUGGGCCGCACCAGCCCACGGCCGGCCCCUCCCCCUCCCAGCGAGUCAGCCGCUGCCAUGAGGCGCCUGGCCCAGGACAUGGAGACCCAGCACCAGGCUCGCUUCCACGCCCUCGCUCAGACCUUCCUCCGGCAGUGCGGGCCGGACCCCUGCUCCAGCCUCAGGAAGGUGAUGGAAGAGCUGGUGGGAGACGGACGCUUGAACUGGGGGAGGGUUGUCUCCCUUUUCGCUUUUACCGGGGUGGUGGCCAGGCAGCUGCUGGAGCAGAAGGCCACGAAGCUGGGGCUGGACCCCGGGCAGGAACUAGGACAGGAGCCCGGAAGCUGCAGGGGGCUGGCAGAGACCAUAGCAGACUACCUGGGAGAGGAGAAGAAAGACUGGCUGCUGGAGAAUGACGGCUGGGAGGGGUUCUGCAAGUUCUCCCGCGGUGCCAGAGAAGUCGAUCUGGACUCGUCCAUGAAGAAGGUGCUGUUUGCUGCCGCCGGCGUGGGCCUCGCCGGACUCACCUUCCUCCUGGUGCGCUAGCCUGCCCCCCCCCGCCCCCCCCAAACAAACGCUCGUCCAUGUUCUCAUUCCAUUUGGCACAGUAGACAUUUUGAAAUUUUAACGUCAAUGCUGCAACAAAACAGGCUUUAUCUGUAGUGAAUUCAGGGUUGUAUCUCACAUCAUCAACUGAAUGUUUGCACACUCAGACACCCCCCCCCCUCACGCACACGCACACACACACUAAUACUGGCAUCUCAUCAUCCAUUCCUUACGAUUGUAAAUUAUCUCACUGCCUUCAAACAUUUAGGAGAAAAUGAUUUCCGCUUGCAUAUCAGACCGUGAAAUUAAAAAAAGCACAUGUUUCUGGAUACUCUUCUUGCGCUUUUUGUAUUUUCAGCUGUGCAGCUAAAAGACUUCAAUUUUCACACAGCUUUUGAUUUAAAAAUGGUCAGCUGCCUUUUUGUUCAUGUGUUUAUGUAGUAUAAAGCCAUUCUAGUGUACAAUGUAUAAAUUAAUAUAUUAUAUUUAUAUGAAAUGAAACUAAGCCGCCCCCUUUUUCUAACCGAUCCACAGCUGAUUCUGUCGUUUCAUUUAGUUUUCAAUCGACUGAGUCAGUUUUACACGGAUCAGCAGCUGAAUCCGCUCAACACACCACGGUGCUGUGAUGUGUUUCUCAUAUCAACCCUAACCAACAGGGGACCAAUCUGACAUUAAGCAGACUAGUAGAACAAACUUGCUAUGGCACCCCCUCCCCCCCCAAAAAAAUCCUGUAAACAUUAUAUUUUUACAUUCUUUUGGUUUAUUUAUUUGUCACUGUUUUUAUAAUAAAAAGGAAGCAACUAUUG